UCAGAGUCUUGUUGGGAUUUUCUGUUUUGUGAUGAACAUUACACAUUUUUGUUCUGUAUUUUUGCUCAGCAUCAGUUUUAAGGAAAGCAUUAUAUUCCAUUCCUUGGCUUUUCCUAAUUGGCUGAAUUAGUUUAAUGUGUUUACAUUUUUCUGGGUUAGCGCAUACAUUGUUAAUAAAUUAGCAGGAAACAAAUGUAUUUACAUUUGAAAACUAGCGUGUCCAAGCACUGCAUAGUCAUACAGGGCCAUGCGUGGACACAGAGUGCUCCCUUCCUGACUGUUACCCUUUCUGCCCCUUCUCAAGGUGUCUCCCUUUCUGAGGUGUUUGCCAGGUACUAUGUGGCGUUUUUUGGCAGGUGACAUCUCUCAUGACCUUUCCUUCUUUCUCAGCUGUACCCUUACAGUUCUGCACUCUCUUCCAGCACCAGCAGAAAAUGAUCACGUCCCAGGGUAUUGCAUCCCUAAGCCAGAAGUGAUCCUCAAGCUGGAGCAAGGAGAGGAGCCAUGGAUAUUAGAGGAAGAAUCCUCAAGCCAGAGUGUCCCAGAAUUAAUUAAUAGCAGUGAAAACUAUUCAAGAAACAAGUUUGAUGAGUUUAACAAAGGUAAAAAAUGGCUCCAUGGUGACAAACAUGAAAGAAUUCAUUCUGAAGAGAAACCUUAUGAAUAUAAUAAAAAUGGGAAUGGCCUCUUUCUUAAUGAAGACUCUGUUCAGCAUCAGAAAAUUCAAGUUUUGGAGCAACCUUUUGAAUACAAUGAAUGUAGGAAAGCUUUCCAUGAAAAUUCACUCUUCGUUAUACAUGAGAAACCUUACACAGGACAGAACACCUGUGAAUACACUGAAUGUGGUGAAAACUUCUGUGAUAUGUCGUCUCUCAUUGCUCAUCAAAGAACACAUCCAGAAGAUAAUCACUAUGAAUUUAAUAAAUGUGGAGAACAUUUCUUCGAGGAACCCUUUCUUUUUGAACACAGUGUUCACCCUUUGAACCAGAAGUCAAACCUCAUUCAAAUUCAGAGAACCCACUCAAUUGACAAUAUAAUUGAAUAUAGUGAAUAUGGAAACUUUUUCAGUGAAAAGCUAAUCUUUGGUUUACAACAGAGCAUACACACAGGAGAAAAACCUUAUGAAUGUCAUGAAUGUGGAAAAACCUUCAACCAGAAGUCAGCCCACACAAGACAUCAGAGAACCCACACGGGGGACAAAUCCUGUGAAUGUCAAGAAUGUGGGAAGACUUUCUACAAGAAUUCAGACCUCAUUAAACAUCAGAGAAUUCAUACAGGGGAGAAACCUUACGAAUGUCAGGAAUGUGGGAAAUCCUUCAGUGAAAAGUCAACUCUCACCCAGCAUCACAGGACACACACAGGAGAGAAACCAUAUGAAUGCCGUGAGUGUGGGAAAUCCUUCUCAUUUAAGUCAGUCCUUACUGUACAUCAGAAAACACACACAGGGGAGAAGCCCUAUGAGUGCUGUGAAUGUGGGAAAGCCUUUCUCCGAAAAUCAGAUCUCAUUAAACAUCAGAGAACUCACACAGGGGAAAAGCCUUAUGAAUGUAAUGCAUGUGGAAAAUCCUUCUCUGAGAAGUCAACUCUCUCUAAACAUUUGAGAACUCACACAGGUGAGAAGCCCUAUGAAUGUGUUGAAUGUGGAAAAUUUUUCUGCUACUUCUCAGGUUUCACAGAACAUCAGAGGAGACACACAGGAGAGAAGCCUUUUGGAUGUAAUGAAUGUGGGAAAAACUUUCGUCAGAAGUCAGCCCUAAUUGUUCAUGAGAGAACUCACAUAAGACAGAAACCCUACGAAUGUAAUGAAUGUGGAAAAUCAUUCUGUGUGAAGUCCAAACUCAUUGCACAUCAUAGAAUACACACAGGGGAGAAACCCUAUGAAUGUAAUGUUUGUGGAAAGUCAUUCUAUGUGAAGUCAAAACUCACUGUACAUCAGAGAACACAUUUGAGAAACUCUAUAAGUAUAAUAAAUGAGGGAAAUCACUCUGUUGAAGUCCAGAGUUUAUAGAACAAAGAACACAUAGUGGAGAGGAAAAUCUAUUAAUAUAAUGAUUUUGAGAACACCUUUGAUCUAAAGUCAGUUCUCAAAAUACAGAGCAGACAACAUCUAGAGGGGAGAAAAUCACAUGAAGAUAUUCUGGACAUUGGAAAAUUUUCUACUGGAAUUUGGACCAUACAGUAUGCGAGAAAGCUCAGAGUGGAGAAAACCUAUUGUUGAAUGAAUACAGGGCACCUUUGCCCAAAGCCACAACUUACUAAACAUCAGAGAAAUCAAAUAGGGUAGAAACCUCUAUUAGCAUUUGUAGGGAAGUCUUUACUCAUAAGCUGGAGAAAAUGUACAAGCUAUAGGAAAUUACAGGAAAACAUUUACUAUGAGGUGGUAUUUUAUUGGGCUUGUGUGAAAUACUUGAAGUGGCAUCUCAGUGGAUAUCAGAUAGUAGUUACUAGAAAAAUACUUUUAAGAGAAUGGAAGCUUUAAGUUAAACUUAAGUUUAUCAUACAUCAGAGGUGUUCAAUUGCAGUGUCCAGCAAUUUAGGCAAUGUGGUUUUGAUUUUAGUACUUUGCCUUGUUAAAAUACAAUCUGGCCCAUUGCCCGGUGUGCUGUUCCUUUCAAUUUAAGGUAUUAGAUGAGACCUGGAGGCAGCAGUUGUAAACAAUUCAGAGAUUUAUUGCUCAGGCAUAUGUGAAAUAAGGAAAGGUUUUUGCAGGGGACUCACGAACA
Messenger RNA from Vicugna pacos (alpaca), 2723 nucleotides. Lineage: Eukaryota; Metazoa; Chordata; Mammalia; Artiodactyla; Camelidae. The record is from RefSeq and is a predicted model, not a curated record.